Caenorhabditis auriculariae is the source of this 1202-nucleotide messenger RNA. NCBI's taxonomy places the organism in Eukaryota, Metazoa, Nematoda, Chromadorea, Rhabditida, Rhabditidae. The record is from the annotation of a GenBank genome assembly.
AUGAAUAUUCAGAUGUGGCUUCUGGCGUUGCCCAUUUUGAUCGGAACCGCCUUUGGCCAGGUUGAGGAGUACAAAUUGACAGAUAGCGAAUGCCGUGAAGCUGGUUUUUUGCCAGAGUCUUUGAAUGUUUGUUUUCUUUUCUGUUUUUCAUGAUUUGGACAAUUUUUAAGUGCGAAAACUGUGAAAAACUGCCUGAAUAUAAUCUGGAAACGCUGAUGAGCGACUGCUUGUCCUGUUGUACAAGAGAACAGGAAUAUGAACACGAGGUUUGAUCGUUUCUACGUAUUAGGAUAUAAUAAAUAUUUCACUUCAACAACUACGUUGUCUAGCAAAAUAUAACAUUAUUAUCCUUAUUUUCGAAAUUGUGUUUUAGAAAUAUCCUGUGGCUUUUCUGGAAGUAUGUGAAUGCAAUUUGGCUCGGUUCCCGCAAGUUCAAGGUUUUUUUUUUGUUUUUAAAUAAAGAAAGAUUUUGUACUUAAACAAGAUUUUAAAUCACCCGUUGUCUCUUUUAUUUGAGCAAUUACAUUCCUUGAUAAAAAUUCUAGCUUUUGUGCACCAAGACAUGGCGUCCGCUUGGGGUGGCCGUGUUAAAGUUCGUCAUGUUCGAGGAGUUCGGCCACAAGUUCUUUUGAAGGUUUAAUUUUUUUUUUUUUCCAUCAAUGCGUGAAUGUUCUGUUUUAAUUACGUCUUUUCUCUAAAAUCUUUGAGUUGGAAAGAUCUUUAUGGUGAAUAUAAAAGUUUGUUAAAUACGCGGCAUUUCUUUUUCUUUUUUUGCCAAAGUUUUAAGACUUUUUUUCAACGUAUUUAUAAUUCAGUCAUAGUCGAUAAAAAAUUAUCAUUUUGGCUCAAAAACACGCGUAGAUAAAGAAAAUGUAACGUACAAUUUUCCACGGAGAUAAAAAAAUAAAUAAGGUUGAAAAUUAUUAUGAACUCGAUUUAUUUGUUGAAAUUUGCAAAAACUAAAAUUGAGCCUCAGUUUUGCUAAAUGUCCCCCAAAAUGAAAUGUUUUUUCGCACUCGAAGUUUUUCCUUUUUCAAAUCUUUGAAUGGUUGUCAAUCAUAAUUUGCAGGAUCUCACUGGAACUACGAGACAAACGCUGAACGUGGAGAAAUGGGACACGGACACCCUAAAAGAUUUUUUCAAUCAGUGGAUCGAGUAGAUCCUUCAGUAAAACUUCGAUUUAUUCGCUUGAUUUCAGCUGA